This is a messenger RNA of Acanthisitta chloris (rifleman), 1291 nucleotides long. RefSeq names its product serine threonine kinase 39 (gene STK39). The annotation marks the transcript as partial. Gene Ontology annotation, biological process: protein phosphorylation. Gene Ontology annotation, molecular function: protein serine/threonine kinase activity; ATP binding. Lineage: Eukaryota; Metazoa; Chordata; Aves; Passeriformes; Acanthisittidae. The transcript is spliced from 15 exons. The record is from RefSeq and is a predicted model, not a curated record.
GGAGAGGAAGAAGAAAUCUGUUGGGUUUGUCUACUUGAUUCACAGGACCUUCAGGACCUGAUAGGUAGUGGUGCUACAGCAGUUGUCCAGGCAGCACUAUGCAAACCCAGGCAGGAACGUGUAGCAAUAAAGAGGAUCAACUUAGAAAAAUGCCAAACCAGUAUGGAUGAAUUACUUAAAGAAAUUCAAGCAAUGAGUCAAUGUAAUCACCCCAAUGUGGUGACCUAUUACACAUCUUUUGUGGUGAAGGAUGAACUGUGGCUGGUUAUGAAGCUAUUAAGUGGGGGUUCAAUGCUUGAUAUAAUAAAGUAUAUUGUCAACAGAGGAGAGCACAAAAGUGGUGUCCUUGAGGAACCCAUAAUAGCAACUAUUCUUAAAGAAGUUUUGGAGGGCUUAGACUAUCUACAUAGGAAUGGGCAAAUUCACAGAGAUUUGAAGGCUGGCAACAUUCUUCUGGGUGAGGAUGGCUCUGUACAAAUAGCAGAUUUUGGUGUUAGUGCAUUUUUAGCAACUGGAGGUGAUGUUACUCGUAACAAAGUAAGGAAAACAUUUGUUGGUACUCCCUGUUGGAUGGCCCCUGAAGUAAUGGAGCAGGUGCGAGGAUAUGACUUCAAGGCUGAUAUGUGGAGUUUUGGGAUAACAGCCAUUGAGUUAGCAACAGGAGCAGCACCUUAUCACAAAUACCCCCCUAUGAAAGUGUUAAUGCUGACGCUUCAAAAUGACCCUCCCACUUUAGAGACAGGUGUAGAGGACAAGGAGAUGAUGAAAAAGUAUGGCAAGUCCUUUAGAAAACUAAUCUCAUUAUGCCUUCAAAAAGAUCCUUCCAAGAGGCCCACAGCAGCAGAACUUUUAAAAUGCAAAUUUUUCCAGAAAGCCAAGAAUAGAGAAUACCUGAUUGAAAAGCUUCUCACUAGAACACCAAAUAUAGCACAGAGAGCAAAAAAGGUCAGACGAGUGCCAGGUUCCAGUGGCCAUCUCCAUAAAACAGAAGAUGGGGACUGGGAAUGGAGUGAUGAUGAAAUGGAUGAGAAGAGUGAGGAAGGCAAAGCUGCUGUUUCUCAGGAAAAGUCACGAAGACUGAAAGAGGAGGAGAACACAGAGUCUCAGCCUGCUGUUAGUGAUGAAUAUAGUGAAGUUCCAUGUGCAGUGAAUCUUGUCUUAAGAUUAAGGAACUCCAGGAAAGAGCUUAAUGACAUACGGUUUGAGUUUACUCCAGGCAGAGACACAGCAGAUGGCGUUUCUCAGGAGCUGUUCUCUGCAGGCCUGGUUGAUGGCCAUGAUGUAGUUAUAG